Messenger RNA from Nematocida minor, 1461 nucleotides. RefSeq names its product kinesin family member 22. The record is from RefSeq and is a predicted model, not a curated record. Gene Ontology annotation, cellular component: microtubule; kinesin complex. The transcript has a single exon. Gene Ontology annotation, molecular function: ATP hydrolysis activity; microtubule binding; ATP binding. Lineage: Eukaryota; Fungi; Microsporidia. The coding region runs from base 1 to 1461 and encodes 486 amino acids. Gene Ontology annotation, biological process: microtubule-based movement.
AUGGCUGCCAGUGCUACUGCAAUAAAGACCAUUCUCCGGGUAAGACCGCCGCACAAAGAGAAAGGACUCCGCAUAAAGGGAAACACGGUGCACUUAGACAAGAACGCACAGGAAGAGCUGCUGUUUGUUUUCGAUGCCGCGCAUAAAAGCUCCAGCACACAGCAGGAUAUUUAUGCAGAGGUAGAGUCGUACUUGGACAACAUCGCAAGAGGAAUAAACACAUCUAUUUUGGCUUACGGUGCUACAGGGUCGGGAAAGACGCACACGAUGUGUGGGACUGCAGAAGAUCCAGGGAUAAUCCCCAGGAUGGCGGAAGCCCUAUUCGGGCGGUACAGCGAGACACUUUCCAUUCUUUUCAAGGUUCGCAUAGAAAUGUCGUACAUUGAGAUAUACAAUGAAAAGGUGUACGACCUGCUGGGAGAAGACCACACGCCUCUCCCCGUGCGCGAGGACUCAGAGGGGAAGGUGGUGGUGCAGGGCGUGCGAGAAGAGCCUGUUGCGAAUGAGAAAGAGUUUUAUGCGCUCUUUCGCAAGGGAGGACAAAGAAGAAAAAACGGAAAAACACUUUUAAACGUAGAAAGCAGCAGGAGUCACGCGAUAGUCUCUCUUUUUGUGGUGCUCUCAACCGACUCAACAAUGGUGAGAACAAAGAUCAAUCUUGUCGAUCUGGCGGGAAGUGAGAACAACAAAAGAACAGGAAACGAAGGAAUGAGCAUGGUUGAGAGCGCGAGCAUAAACAGAAGCUUGUUUGUGCUCAACAAAGUCAUAGAAAGCCUGGCAAAGGGAGCGUGCAGAGUUCCUUACAGGGACAGCAAGCUGACAAGAAUUCUGCAGGACUCUCUUGGUGGGAUGAGCGACUGCGCGCUGAUUGUGAACAUCACGGGAGACUCGUCUGCAGAGACAGCAAGCACGCUGGCAUUUGCAGGGAAGAGCAGACAGGUGAAGCUGAAGCCCCAGAAGGAGAAAAUUGCAUACAACAAAUGGACAGAGAUCGUAAGGUCUGGGGUGAAGAGUGCAAAUCACAGUGCAAACAGCCAGUGGAGAAAGCCUGUGAGGCCGUUCUGCGCGGAAGACAGAGGCUUUGUGCCGAGUCUGAGCAGUAGAAGUAGCAACUAUCGAGAAACAAGCGAAAAUAAGCCAUACAACGCGAUAGACAAGCUCACUUCAAAAGGCAUCACAGAUAGGCUGAAAAAGGAAAAAGAUACGAGCAAAAAGAUAAAGAAGGUGCGCGAGCAUAAGCUGCAGAGCCUGGAGUCCGUUUUGGAGAUUGUAAACAGUGGGGACUUUCUGAGGAUCAAGUCUCUGCCGAUGAUAGGCGACCAGAGAGCAGAAAAAAUCAUAAAGUACGCACAGAAAAAGGCCAUAUGCGAUAUAAGUGAGCUAAUGCAGGCGGGAAUAACCAAGAAAAUAAUUGCAAAGCUAGUGGGAGAGACACGCAGUAGCGAAGAUAUUAGAUGCUAA